Chrysochloris asiatica (Cape golden mole) is the source of this 683-nucleotide messenger RNA. Its product is annotated as IQ domain-containing protein H-like. The transcript has 6 exons. NCBI's taxonomy places the organism in Eukaryota, Metazoa, Chordata, Mammalia, Afrosoricida, Chrysochloridae. The record is from RefSeq and is a predicted model, not a curated record. The coding region runs from base 9 to 563 and encodes 184 amino acids.
GCCUGUAAAUGGCGCUUCCCCGGGGGAGGUUAUCCUCCCCGCCCCUAACCAUGGCACAGAAGACAGAAAACUACGAUCCUAUUGGAUCCAUCUUAAUCCAGGUCCAUGAAGAUCUUUACCAAUUAAAGGAAAAAUUAACAAAAUUCCCACUUGAGGGAAAAGGAGAGACUCCAGACAUUCAGAAUCUUGAAACAGCGAUUGAGAGGACUGAAAUGGGGUUAAAAAUUCACAUUGAGAAGUAUUUAAGUGUUGUAAACCAACACGUGUUAACGACUCCUGUUACUGAUGAGAGCUUAGCUUCUCCUCGGGCAUCCAAAUGGUUGCUUCCGACUGUAGUUGAUCAGAAAUCAUUUAUUUUCCCUCUGGAUUCUGAGGAUAAAUUUUGGCAGUCCCAAAAAAAGCGCAGUUCAAUUCCACACACCUUUCCAAGAGUAAAGCGAAAGAUAGGGUUGAAUGUAAAAAUCAUGCAGGAUCCUGAAAACAUCCACCACAGAGCUGCUGUAAAUGCGAACUAUGGGAUCAGUUUGCCAUAUAUUAAUCAGAGAAAAGCAUGUGGAUUUUGAAUAUGAUGGAACGAGGACUGAUUCCAUCAACAGCAAGAGUUACGUUUCAGAACCCACCCAUUACAUCCAGAGCAGCACCUCUGCAGAGCUUUGAGGAAGCACGUAAGAUUCCAAAUGCAG